AUGCCUGAAGAUCUUACUUCGUCCUUUGCAGACGCGGCCGAGAUAUUCGACGGUCUUUUCAGAAGACCAUGGGAAACGAAGAGAGAUGGUUUGAAAUUCACAGAGAUAUGGUCAAACGGUCUCUCUUUGUUUCCCAUGGUCUCUCGUCUGGAAAGACCGUUGAAUGAACGGCCGCGUCUACAAAAGAGAAAGCAAGAUCUUCUUCUUCAUGGGAUUUUUUGAUGUGAUCUAGACAGAUUGUGCUCGUAAAGCUUGAAGCACAGUGGUAGUUCCAUACCUAUUUCUACCCUAGAGGGUGAUGUUUCCACAAAAUAAAAAUAAUUUUUUUCCGUGCAAAACUGGUAAAGUUAUGGCCAAAUAGUCUUUUUCUCUCUGACCGCUCUUCGCCUACUCUUUCGGCCACAAAGAUCGUCGAAAUAUCUAUGCAACAAACUCUUGUAAAACGAAAUCUUUUCGUAGCAAACCGUUGCAGAGGUUCAAAGAGUCAAUUUUGGGCCAAAAUAAACCUCCGACCAACGAGAUCUUUCUAUAACGAAUAUUUUUUUGUCCCUUACGACUCCUUCCUAGUGGCGCCAAAGCGCGAGCUAAAACUUUCAAGAAUUGUCAUGCGGCUUAUCCGGAAGUGUACGCAAAUUUUUUUAAAAAUCAGAGCGUCGCACUUGUGGUCUUUGUUUGUCAAACAAAAUUUGAAGCUAAUAUGGAUGUUUCAUAACGGAAAAUUUAUUUUUUCAGUUUUCCCCGACGAAGAAUUUUACGCCCAUCUGAGUGACUACCAAGCCAAAGCCAGCCAAGUCUCCGAAAUCGAUUUUGGAACCCUCUGCAACGUCACUUUCAACAAUUCCCUACUAAAUUCUCGUCAUUUAUCGGGGGUCAAGUCGCUAAACUUUGAUGAGAAAUGCCUAGAAUUCGCGGAAAGGCACAAUUUUUGCUUCGAUUUCAACGACAGUUGGCCCAGAAAUAUGCUACUUGCCAAUAUGAGAAUGUGCAAAAUGCAAAGUAAGCUAUUUCUUGCUGUAAUAAAAGUGCUAAAUCCAAUUAAUUUUCGAUUUCAGAGCGUUUCUCGUAUCUAGAAACAUCCGCCGCAAAAAGCGAUCAAGACUUUGUGACCAUUGAGAUCCACGGAGAUGAUCAUCAAGAUGACUUAAUUCAGAUGCUAAACAGCUCAUUGCACAGGACCAUGCAUCUAUACGAGGUCACAGAGCAUAGCAACAGGAUUUUAAGCCAGUACGAGUGUUUUUCAGAUCUUUGUUCAGGUUUUUAUCGAUUUUUUGGAAAAAAAUCAAAAUUUUUUAACAAGAAAUCAAAUUUUUUGGCAGUGAAAUUGUUUUACACUGAUCUUUCAGUUGAUUUAGACCGACUUUCUAAUCAAAAAUUGCAGGAAAAUCAACGAACUGGAGCGAAACUUUCAUCAAUGUCAAAUUUCUCGAAACGAAAGCCUUGAUUUGGCCAAUUAUACCCGGAGGCAGUUUGGAAAAUGUAUGGACACAAGACUCCGUGACCGGAGGAUCAAAAUGGAGCGAGUCAAAGAGCUGGUUGAGACCAUUUACGAUGGUAUUUUAGAUAUAUUGCACUUGGAUUAA
Messenger RNA from Bursaphelenchus xylophilus (pine wood nematode), 1580 nucleotides. The record is from the annotation of a GenBank genome assembly. Lineage: Eukaryota; Metazoa; Nematoda; Chromadorea; Rhabditida; Aphelenchoididae.